Messenger RNA from Boleophthalmus pectinirostris (great blue-spotted mudskipper), 2037 nucleotides. It is a transcript of the gene hspa12a, whose product is annotated as heat shock protein 12A. The record is from RefSeq and is a predicted model, not a curated record. The transcript is spliced from 12 exons. NCBI's taxonomy places the organism in Eukaryota, Metazoa, Chordata, Actinopteri, Gobiiformes, Gobiidae. Bases 37 to 2037 code for a protein of 666 amino acids.
UGCAGCUGCGGCGCGGAGCAGCGAGAGGAGGGCGACAUGAGCGACACGGACAAGAUCCUCCCAGAUCCGAUGGCGAAUCCGUCUCCCGCCAAAAGCAUCGGAGACCCGGGAAUCACCCCCCUGUCCCCCACACACAUACAGAAUGAGUCGGACCAGGUUCCAGACAGACCGUCGUUCGUCGUUGUCGUCGCCAUCGACUUUGGAACCACGUCGAGCGGCUACGCCUACGCCUUCACCAAAGAACCAGAGUGUAUCCACACCAUGAGGCGCUGGGAGGGCGGAGACCCCGGCGUGUCCAAUCAGAAGACACCGACCACCAUCCUCCUGACGCCCGACAGGAAGUUCCACAGCUUCGGCUACGCCGCCCGAGACUUUUACCACGACCUGGACCCACAGGAGUCCAAACACUGGCUCUACCUCGAGAAGUUCAAGAUGAAGCUCCACACCACCGCGAACCUGUCGAUCGACACGGAGCUGCAGGCGGCCAAUGGGAAGAGAGUGAAGGCGCUGGACAUUUUCGCGUACGCGCUGGCGUUCUUCAGGGAGCAGGCGCUCAAGGAGCUGAGCGACCAAACCGGAGGAGACUUCGACAACAACGACGUGCGAUGGGUGAUCACGGUGCCGGCGAUUUGGAAGAUGCCCGCCAAACAAUUCAUGAGAGAAGCAGCCUACAAGUCUGGUCUGGUGAGUCGUGAGAACCCGGAGCAGUUGAUCAUCGCUCUGGAGCCUGAGGCGGCGUCGAUUUACUGCAGGAAACUUCGUCUUCAUCAGAUGGUCGACCUGAGCGGGCAGAAGAGCGCCCAGAACGGCCUGAGCCCCACCGAGAACCUGGGCACCACCAUGGCACAAGCGAAGGAGAGCGUUCGGAAGAACAGACAGAGUCGGACGUUUCUGGUGGAAAAUGUGAUCGGAGAACUGUGGUCCGAGCUCCAGGAAGGAGACAGGUACGUGGUUGUGGACUGUGGAGGAGGAACCGUGGACCUCACUGUUCAUCAGAUCCGACUCCCUGAAGGUCACCUGAAGGAACUGUACAAGGCCUCAGGAGGUCCGUACGGCUCCAUUGGGAUCGAUUAUGAGUUUGAGAAGCUCCUGUGUCGGAUCUUCGGUCAGGACUUCAUCGAUCAGUUUAAGGUGAAGCGUCCGGCCGCGUGGGUCGACCUGAUGAUCGCCUUCGAGUCGAGAAAACGAGCGGCCGCCCCCGACCGCACCAACCCCCUGAACAUCAACCUGCCCUUCUCCUUCAUCGACUACUACAAGAAGUACAGAGGCCACAGCGUCGAGCACGCGCUGCGCAAGAGCAGUGUGGACUUUGUGAAGUGGUCGUCUCAGGGGAUGUUGAGGAUGAGUCCAGACGCCAUGAACUCUCUGUUCAAACCCACGAUCGACCACAUCAUCCAACACCUGCAGGAGUUGUUCUCGAAGCCUGAGGUGUCGGAUAUAAAGUUCUUGUUCCUGGUGGGAGGUUUCGCCGAGUCUCCUCUGCUCCAGGCGGCGGUUCAGGAGAUGCUGGAGGGGCGGAGUCGGAUCAUCAUCCCGCACGACGUGGGCCUGACCAUCCUGAAGGGGGCGGUGCUGUUCGGCCUGGACCCCAGCGUCAUUAAAGUGCGGCGUUCUCCUCUGACGUACGGCGUGGGCGUCCUGAACCGCUUCGUGGAGGGGAAACACCCGGCGGAGAAGCUGCUGGUGAAGGAGGGAACGCGCUGGUGCACGGACGUGUUCGACACGUUCAUCAGCACCGACCAGUCGGUGGCGCUGGGCGAGGCCGUCAAACGCAGCUACACGCCCGCCAAACCCAACCAGCAGGUCAUCGUCAUCCACGUGUACUGCGCCGAGAAGGAAGGCGUGGCCUUCAUCAGCGAGCCCGGCGUCAGGAAGUGCGGCACGUUAAAGCUGGACGUGAGCGGCACCGAGAGCAGCGCCCCCCGCAGGGAGAUCCAGACACUGCUGCAGUUCGGCGACACGGAGAUCAGAGCCAUGGCCGUCGACGUGAGCACCGGGCGAACCGUGAGGGCCAGCAUCGACUUCCUCAGCCACUAA